CUAGUGUUGGAUCAACAUACAUUUUAUUCGAUCAAUGAAUACCAAAAAAGAUAGAGGUGGUGAAAACCUACAUCCGCGUCAAAAAGACUGGUUGAGUCUCGGCGUAGGGCAACGUUAUAGUUCAAGUUCAACAACCAACAACACAUCCAUGAAGUUGUACUUAUGUAACUUUUGCAAGAGAAAGUUCUAUAGUCCUCAAGCCUUAGGAGGGCAUCAAAAUGCCCACAGAAGGGAGAAAGAAGCCGCUAGAAAUGCUUUCAUUGCUAACAACCGAUUCAUAGAUAUACAUUCCGUUGUUGAGGCACCCAUACGAGACAUUGAUAUCAAUAUUGAAGCCGCAAAUGAAGUUAUUCGUCCCCCUUUGCAGAAUUAUGAUAUGGAGGAGUCUGCGGACUUGAAGUGGAUAGGAACUUCGUAUUCGAAUGUGCAACCAGUUUACGAUCCACAUACGUUGGAUUUAGAUCUCAAGUUGUGACUUGGA
Erigeron canadensis is the source of this 481-nucleotide messenger RNA. RefSeq names its product zinc finger protein 7-like. The transcript has a single exon. Lineage: Eukaryota; Viridiplantae; Streptophyta; Magnoliopsida; Asterales; Asteraceae. The coding region runs from base 35 to 475 and encodes 146 amino acids. The record is from RefSeq and is a predicted model, not a curated record.